AUGGAUAUUGAUCUAUCUGGCGCAUCAUCAUUUCUGUCGUCCAUUUCAAAAUCAGCCGAACUAUCGCAAGACAAUAUCGAGCUUUUAAGGGACAUUCAAAGCCUAUAUGAUCAUAAGCUAUGGCAUCCACUUACACUGCGGCUAUUGGCGUUUUUCUCUUCCCCACAAACCGCCAAGCUCCGUUUUCGCCUGUUUACGCAAGUCGUGCAAACCAUCGCUACUUUCAUCCAGCCGGUAGCCCUUAUCAAGCUAGCCGUGUUAACCGUUGAUACUCUUGCGGCGUCAGAGGCGGAGGCUUUCCUUUUAAAGCUCAAGGAGCAUAAAGAGGUCCUUUCAGACCCUGCUGCACAUUCCUUACUGCUCACACAAUUGUCCUUAAAGUUGCUGGACUCCAAAAGGGCGGAUGCCAUUAAAGAGGCUGUUCAAAAUUCCAAGGACUCCGCAAAGUUUAUUGAGAAUACCCCUUGCAUUGAUAAGGCCAUAUUUGCCAGCCAUUGGCUGCUUGUCACCAAUAUUGCCAAGGAGGCAAUCAUUUCAGCCUCCGAGGUUUCCGUUGUACUGGAGAAAAUCUCUCUCAUGUCCAUUACCAAUCUGCUUUUCCAACGCUCACUUUCAGGGGGCUCCCGUGAUGUUUCAUUUAAAGAAAUCGCUGAAAGCGCCAACAUCCCUGAAGACAAGGUCGAGUUUGCAUUAAUGAAGCUGAUAUCGCAAAAGCUGGCAAAGGGGUUUAUCGAUGAGACAACUCAUAUAUUCAAAUAUUCAUGGGUUCAUCCACGAUCUUUGACCAUUUCCAACUGCAAGCAGCUUUCCAUGCGAUUUUCUACGUGGCUUCAACAUGCUGAAACGUCUUUAAAUGAAUUGGUGUCAAAAUAA
Molecule: messenger RNA, 873 nt
Organism: Mitosporidium daphniae
Lineage: Eukaryota; Fungi; Microsporidia
Product: putative regulatory subunit Rpn9 of 26S proteasome
Exons: 2
Coding region: 1-873 (290 amino acids)
Biological process (GO): ubiquitin-dependent protein catabolic process
Cellular component (GO): nucleus; proteasome regulatory particle, lid subcomplex; cytosol
Molecular function (GO): structural molecule activity
Source: RefSeq, a predicted model, not a curated record